Molecule: messenger RNA, 1773 nt
Organism: Echinostoma caproni
Lineage: Eukaryota; Metazoa; Platyhelminthes; Trematoda; Plagiorchiida; Echinostomatidae
Source: the annotation of a GenBank genome assembly
AUGGACAUCGAUAAUGACCGUGAUCUCGAAGGUAAGGACGCCACCCCCGAGGAUGCUUCGGAUCUCGAAGUUGAAGAAGAGGUUCAACGGCUUAUACACGAAGAGGAAAAGGAGAAAAAGAAACGUUUGAAGCGUGUGCGUAAAGCGAAAAUCAAGUUGGCCGAGCGUUUGGUGCUGAAAAUGGAUCAUGCUGGAGAUCGAAUUGAAGAGCGCGAUGAUGAACUAUUCUCUUUGUCCACAUUACACGAUUUGAUCGGGUUAGAGGAAGCCAAUCGUCUCACGGGUGAUACAAGUUUGACCGGCGUAGAUGAGCUGGUUCGUCGUGAGAAAGCUGCAUCACUUCGCGCAUUGCGUGAGAAACGGGAAGAAGAGCGCCGAUCCGCUAUCGAGGGUGCUAAACGCGUGCACUUUGAACGUCGCGGUCAAGAGGCCGAACGUGAAUUUGAAGAAGACCAAAUUAUGGGUCAGCGCGACGAUAUUUACUUGAGUUCGGAUGCCAGCAGUGAUUCGGAUGAGGAUGACAGUGCAGAUGAAGUCCUCCCGUCUGUGAUCAAACGUGCGAAAAACAAGAAUCUCACUGAUGAUGACUGGCCGUCUGAUAAUGAGGAAGAGGAUGAAGAUGACAGUGAUUCCGCUGAACCGUUGUCUAAGCGUAAGCGAUCAGAAUCGGAUCACACCAAAACAAAUAUCAAAGGUCAAUUGCAAACCCCCAUCCCCCGGGUGGACGCAUUCACAUUGAGCAAAUUGAAACGCAACCCACUUUUAGUCGAUCUGGAUGAUGCAGCGGAAGAGACGAAAGAGAAAAGAAAAAUUCGAUCUUGGUUACAGUCCGACGAAAUUCAAAAUAUUCUCAACCCAAUCGAUGGACCAGAUGAAGGUGAAGAGGAUCUUAUGGCUGUGGAUUCGGACGAUGAGGAAGCAGGCACAGAUGGAAUUCGGAACAAAACAAAACGGCGAAACAACAAAAAGCAGCUGGAAAAACAGAAAACGUUUCCUGAUGGUGACACUAAGGUAACCGACAAGAAACCAGAGGCCAAAUCGAAAUCGGCCAAGGAGACGGAUACAAACGCAUCGGGGGCAGAUCAAUCUACUACCAAAAACGAUACGACAAGUUCAGCUCGUGAUAUGAAAUCGUUACAGCGCUUGCGCCGGCUACGUCGCCCUCUCACUCCGAUUGAACGAGCUUUGGCUUUGCGCUUGGUCCGUUCGGCGAAAUCUCGUCGCGACCUGAUCGAGUCACAAUACCAUCGGAUGCAGUUCUUUGACGAGCCGUCAGAAUUGCCAGACUGGUUUGUCGAGGAUGAAAAAAAGCACAUGUUCAAACCUCUUCCUCUUGUCAAGGAGGAAGUGAUUGAAAACAGACCUACCAUGGGACGUACUCUCAGCAAAGUGGAGGAGGCCAAAGCUCGCCAGAAAGCUAGACUAGCUAAACGCUUGAAGCGUAUCCGUCGAAAAGUCGAGGGCAUUUCGGAUGAUGUCUCGGAGGCCGAGAAGUGGCAGCAGAUAAAGCAAAUGUACAAGAAAGCUGGACUUUUGACGAAAAAACGCAGACCGUUGCAUGUGAUUGUGAACACGAAAGCCGGAGCACGUAACCAGACAGGGAAAGCCCCCAAGGGUGCCAAGGUGAAGAUAGUUGAUCGACGUAUGAAAGCGGAUCUUCGUGGACUGCAACGCAGCAGUCGUGGUAAAAGCAAACGACGUGGUGGGGCCGCACGCGGUCGACCGGUAAAACUGAUGGCUCACAAACCGAGAAAUGGUGGGAGACGACGAUAG